AUGUUGGACUUGGAUUGGUGCAGAGCAUCUCCAUGUUACGUACAUGCCGGUGUCGCUGCCCUGAUCCAUGACAGGUUUGCUGUUGCCAUGUCCAAACCCACCACCGAGAUCGACCUCUCCGGGUUUGGGCUCGAGAGACUGCAGCACAUAGGCCGCGGGCAGUAUGCCAGUGCACAGCUGGUCAAAGAGACGGCCAGUGGACAGACCUUCGUGGCUAAAUGCAUCUCCUUGGCGGCAUUGAACGAGCAUGACCAGGAUUUGGCACAUCAAGAGGUCUUUCUCCUGCAGACAUUGAGCCACCCCUACAUCGUCGCAUAUCGGGAUAGCUUUCUGAUUGAAGGGGCGAACACUUUGGUAAUUGUGAUGGAGUAUUGCGGCGGCGGCGAUGUUCGCAAAGCCAUCAAGGACAAAGCAAAGGAAGGCGGCCACUUUACAGAGGAGCAAAUCAUGACUUGGUUCGUCCAGCUCUGCUUAGCGCUGCAGUACAUCCAUUCAGAGAAGGUAUUGCAUCGAGACUUGAAAACCUCCAACAUCUUCUUGACCGAAGAUGGCUCGGCCAUCAAGCUUGGCGACUUUGGCAUCUCACGUGUGCUGGAAGGCACCACCGAGGCCGCCGUCACUAUAGUCGGAACGCCAUACUACAUGUCUCCCGAAGUUUGUCGAAGCGAGCCGUAUAACUGGAAAUCCGACAUCUGGGCUUUGGGAUGUGUGCUCUACGAGUGCUGCAUGCUGAAGCAUGCCUUUGAGUCUUCCUCCUUGCUGGGCCUCGUCUACAAGAUUGUCAGUGACCAUUAUGAUCCGAUUCCGUCUUUCUAUUCGCCAGAGCUGAAUGAUCUGAUCAACAAGCUGCUGAUGAAGAAUGCCGAGUCCCGGCCUUCAAUCAACGAGCUCUUCGCCAACCCGUACGUCAAGGCUUACCUGGCGAAGCAAUCGGCCCCUGUGGCCGCCCCGCCGAGCCCUCCGUCCUCCUUGGAGCCGGCUGGCAAGAAGACCACGCUGAGGCCCGGAGGAGCAGCGAAGCCGCCUCCGCCUCCUCCGCCACCUCCCAAAGAGUCCCCGCCCGCACCCGGCCCUGCCCCUCUUGCGCCAGAGUCUAAGAUCCUGGUGAUCAUCGCGCGAAUCCGGCGACGGCUGGUGGGUCAAAAGCUGAACUGGAUCUCGUCCUGUGCAUCCUUCGAUGAUGAUGGCGACGGAGCGCUCACGCCUGACGCUAUGGGCCAUGCUCUGAUGACGAUGCCCCUAGGCCUCUCUGACGAUGAGAUCAAGCAGUUGACGUCAGCUUUGUCUCCAUCACCUGGUGCCAAGAUAUCCCUGGACGCCUUCAGUGCGUACCUACAGGAGGUGGCAGAUGAAGUGAAGCAGUACGAAACUUGGGCCCGGCAGGUCCUGGCGCCGCCGGGAAAGCGCCUCCACGAUCUGCUGCGGGCGAAGGACAUCGAGCGCAGCGGCACUUUGGCCCCCAGCAUCUUCCAAGACACGCUCCAGGAGCUUGUUCCCGUGCUGACUCCUCCACAUCUCGACUUGCUGGCCUUGCUCGCCGACAAGAACUGCUUAGGCGACGUGGACUAUGGUGAGUUCCUGGACACGUUUGGCGCUCCUGUGGCCCCGCCAUCGUCCGGGGCCCAGAGACAAGGAGAAGGUGACCCACAGUGA
Symbiodinium sp. CCMP2592 is the source of this 1653-nucleotide messenger RNA. NCBI's taxonomy places the organism in Eukaryota, Dinophyceae, Suessiales, Symbiodiniaceae. The record is from the annotation of a GenBank genome assembly.